AUGGCCUCUUCCAACAGUAUCGACCUGGCCAUCGCGGUGCCGACAUUCAUCGGCUCGCUCCUGUCCGUUGUGGCAACCGCGGUGGCCAUCUCGCUGCACAUAGUCAACCCCCCCAAGCGGCAUUUCCGCCAUGCCCUCAUCAUCAACCUCCUGGCGGCUGACUUCAUCAACAGCCUCAACAACACCGUGUCCGGCGCCAUUUCGCUGGCCAAGGGGCACAAGGAUGGAGGCGACGUCAUCGACUCGGCUUGCAUAGCCAACGCCUGGAUAGGCCAGUUCUCGGUCCAGGCCGUCGACUUCAACAUCCUCAUCAUUUCCAUCAUCGUGCUCUACACCGUCAUCAACAACCGACUCGUCGCCGAAUCAUCGACCAAGGCCACCAUCAUCAUCUGCCUUGCCGCUUGGAUACCCGGCCUUAUUACCAGUUUCAUUGGUCUCGGCACGGGAGCGUAUGGACAUGUGAGCGGAAACUGGUGCUGGAUCAAGUCCGAGUUUCUUGGGCUUCGCUAUGGGCUCACUCACGGAUGGCGCAUUGCCAUCUUUGUGGCCACCAUUGGCAUCUACACCUACAUCUACAUACACCUGAAGCGCAUGGACCGAACAUUUAUCGACCACGCCGCCGAGAACUCGGACACGCAGCACAUUCUGGUCCAAAGCUCCUUUGCCGUCUCGCAUGAGCUCGAUGAGCGACUGCCGAGGACGGACUCGGUCCACGAAGACAUCCCCCUCGAAACGGCGCCGACGGGAAAGACGACGUUUUGGUCCGUGUCGGCCGACGACAGCUCGUCCCAGGCACAACCAGGCAGCAUCAACAAGCCGGCGCAAGUCAAGAUCGCCCCCAACCAGCCAGACCAGGACCGGCCGGCCUCCAAAAUGCCGGCCCCGCCGAAUCUCAAGAAGAUGUUGAUGAUGAAUGGCUAUCCCAUCGCCUAUAUCUUGCUGUGGCUCCCCGGGAUGAUCAACCGCUUGACCGAGUCAGUCGGCACUUCGCCGCGCUGGCUGCAGGCUCUGCAGUGCUCGACGCAAUUCAUUGGAUUCGUCAAUGCAUUCACCUACGGCUUCAGUGAGCAUCUGCGGCGAGUCUCCCGGCGAUGGAGGAAACGAAACGGGUUUACCCGCACAAGAGGGUGA
Hirsutella rhossiliensis is the source of this 1131-nucleotide messenger RNA. Its product is annotated as G protein-coupled glucose receptor regulating gpa2 domain-containing protein. Gene Ontology annotation, cellular component: plasma membrane. The transcript has 4 exons. The record is from RefSeq and is a predicted model, not a curated record. NCBI's taxonomy places the organism in Eukaryota, Fungi, Ascomycota, Sordariomycetes, Hypocreales, Ophiocordycipitaceae. Gene Ontology annotation, biological process: adenylate cyclase-activating G protein-coupled receptor signaling pathway. Gene Ontology annotation, molecular function: G protein-coupled receptor activity. Bases 1 to 1131 code for a protein of 376 amino acids.